CAGGUGUCGGUGGCGAUAUCAUCGAGAUCAUCGCGCUCAGUUCGUGUUCAGCAACGUUCUAUCGCGUAUGACAGCUCGUUCUAACAUCUUCUGCACGAUAGACGUCUAAUGGCUCAUUCAGACUGAACGCGAUGAGCGAUGAGCGAUAAUCCAAUGGGCGUGCGGUCUUCAUAGGAAAAGAAUCGAUAGUGUCGAUUAACGAGUCCAAACAAUCGAUCGGUGACCUUAACCCGGUGAAGGCACGGUUCUACUUGAAAUUACAAACAUUUUCGUGCACAGUCGACGUUGUUCUAGGCGUCUCGCGGGCGCUAAAUUGUAAACAGCGCGUCUUCCAGCACGAGCCGGAGCUCGUAAUUUCGUUUAUAACGAUUGGAAGUGGAACUCGAUCACUGCAAUAUUGCAAGCGUUUCGGUUAUAUUGCGGUUUCGCCGUCGCGAAAAUUCGAGUACGUGAAAAUAAAAUAAAAGAGAGAAACGACAACACAGUGGAAACCGUAGCAAUGUGCGGCAAUUGUGCAGUGACGGCCGAUCGCGGACUGUAAACGCUACGCAAACAUUCAAGCGGCAAUCGAACGCGUGAUAUAUUUUUGCCUGUCGACUCUUCGAGCACUACUACAAUGAUAAUCUAAUUUCAAUUGAAUUAUGACUGUAAUUUUCUCGCGACACUCUACUUGGCAGCGAAACUGGAGCGUGAAACAGUUGUUUGUACCGCGAACGGAAAAGAGGAGCGUUUAUUUUGUCAAACAGCAAUAAACGUACCCACUUUAUCAGCACUUCGCUUAAUUUGCGAGAUUGUCCUCGAAGGACCGGUACGAACAUCGCAUUCGGGGUGAAAUUGCUUUCGGCGUAUGCAGGGAUUCAAUUAGAAACGCUGAGAGCGUAUGCGCGACUAUUAUCUUAUCCGCUUCGCAUUAGCUUCCUUCCAUUAUCCCGAAAGGAUUGUGCGAGAAGAAGGUGCGCGAGCGAGUGACCCACUAACAGCCAGCGAGAGAAGAUUUACUGACGGGUUAUCGAGGCCCGACGUUUCUUUGUUUGCGUGCGCGAUCCCGAGACGCGAUACGUCAGGAUGUGCAUACGCGAAGGUAUCGUCGCGAUGAGCCGAACCAACGUGUGACAUCCUCGCGAGGGCUCCGAGCAUGGGGACGUUGAGCCAGGACGAGAACGGUACGCCCGAUUUCUGGCGGGACUGGGACCUGAGCGACCUGACCGAGGCCGAGUACCUGAGCAAGGUGCUGGGGCCCAAGUACCUGCCACCCAGGCUGGUGAUACCGCUCACGAUCGCCUACGUGGUGAUCUUCAUCACCGGAGUCUUCGGCAAUGUCGCCACGUGCACGGUCAUCAUCAGGAACUCGUCCAUGCAGACCGCCACCAACUAUUACCUUUUUAGUCUGGCCAUAUCUGACCUAACUCUACUUAUAUUAGGUCUCCCCAAUGAGCUAAGCGUGUUCUGGCAGCAAUAUCCAUGGGCCCUGGGUACGGGGCUAUGCAAAAUUCGGGCGUAUGUGUCAGAAAUGUCGUCCUACGUGUCGGUCCUCACGAUCGUGGCUUUCUCCAUGGAAAGGUAUUUGGCCAUCUGUCAUCCGUUGCGCAUCUAUUCGAUCAGCGGUCUGAAAAGACCGACACGGUUUAUCCUUGCAGUUUGGUCGAUUGCAAUGGUCUCGGCCAUACCGUUCGCGAUUUAUACCAAGGUCAAUUUCGUCGAAUAUCCGCCAGGAUCGGGAAAUUAUUCGGCGGAUUCAGCGAUUUGCGCGAUGCUUCUGCCCGACAUGCCGAAAUUCCCCCUUUACGAGCUCAGCUGCAUCGUAUUCUUUCUGGUGCCGAUGCUCGUGAUCCUUGUGGUAUACACAAGGAUGGGAUUGAAGAUCAAACGGAGUACCAAAGAAACACUUGGGCCAAUACAAGGCUCCUACGUUCACGGCGAUCAUCGACAGGUUCAAUCCAGAAAAUCCGUCGUCAGGAUGCUAAGCGCCGUCGUUAUCAUGUUUUUCCUUUGCUGGGCGCCGUUUCACGCCCAGCGUCUGCUCUACAUCUACGCACAGGAUUCCGAUUAUUACCCGGACUUAAAUGAAUGGCUCUACAUCCUGAGUGGCUGUCUGUAUUACUUCAGCACCACCGUCAAUCCGAUACUCUACAAUUUGAUGAGCAUCAAAUACCGCCAGGCAUUCAAACAAACGAUAUGCUGCAGAACGAGACGACCGGCGAGCAAAAUUUUAAUGGCUAAGGAAUCUCAUUCACGCAGAUGCGAUUCCAUGAACGAGCCCCACGAUCGACGUAUUGUAUGCUCUGUUAGGCAUACGAUUAGUCAAGUCAAAGAGAUAUUUUGUUUUACGCCGAGUCGACAAGAAAGUAUCAAGGAUAGCAACAAAAAUAAUGGAAAUGCAAGCAAUUUUCCUCAAAAUGCUUACUCGUUACAAAAGGAAGAUUCAUCCUCGACGUUUCUCUUUGAACGAGGGCAUCUCCUCGCUCACCAGCAGCCUAGCAACGAAAGUACAACGUCCACGAAAAGAUCAGAAGAUACUGUUUCCGUAGCUAAAAGCAGUCUGUGAUCUAUUUUCAUUCGCCUUUAUUUAGCUACAGAUACAAUGCGCAUUGUCGCAUAUAAAACUAGACAGUCUGAAUUAUCGAUUAUAAAGCGCGAAACGGCUUUACUAUAUUGUAAAUAGAAUAGAUAGCCAGAAUUAUUUUUUUAUCGAUUAUAAUAGCGCGCCAAAAUUCGUUUUAUACUAUUUAUUCCAGAAUAAAGUUUUACACAUAUUA
This is a messenger RNA of Vollenhovia emeryi, 2756 nucleotides long. Its product is annotated as neuropeptides capa receptor-like. Gene Ontology annotation, biological process: neuropeptide signaling pathway. The record is from RefSeq and is a predicted model, not a curated record. Bases 1136 to 2545 code for a protein of 469 amino acids. The transcript is spliced from 7 exons. Gene Ontology annotation, molecular function: neuromedin U receptor activity. Gene Ontology annotation, cellular component: plasma membrane. NCBI's taxonomy places the organism in Eukaryota, Metazoa, Arthropoda, Insecta, Hymenoptera, Formicidae.